AUGCUGGCCGUGCACCUCCUGGAACUCUUCGUCUCGGACGAGGACGACCAGGCGCCCGAGCCCUUGGAUACGCUGCAGGAGCCGGCGGAGCAGUGCGAGCAGCGCCUGGACGACCUCAGGACCAAGUCCGUGCUGGCGCCGCUGGAGACCGCGGCUGAAUUAUGGCUCACCAUUUAA
Messenger RNA from Effrenium voratum, 177 nucleotides. NCBI's taxonomy places the organism in Eukaryota, Dinophyceae, Suessiales, Symbiodiniaceae. The record is from the annotation of a GenBank genome assembly.